CAGGAGGGUGGAGCUUUUUGUAUAGGAGAAUGAUAACAAAAAACUGUUUACAUUAUAUUGAUUUAUUUACGGCCUACAGAGCGAUUCCUUAAUGACAGAAGAUGAUUUCACACUUGGUUGUGAGCGCCCUUUUCCACCCCUGGAUUCGCCAUUGUCGGUCUGCUGGAAUGCACUACUACACACACAGAAAUUAUAAUUAUUUGGAGCUACUGAGGCGUUCACCCAAUUGACUAUUUGGAAUCAUAAUAGAUCUAUCGAAUAAACAUUUCAUGUAAGUAAAAUAGGCCUUAUAAAUUCCAUGCUAAUAACGAAAUAAACAUAACGAAAUAAACUUGACGAAAGCGACGACAGCAAACAAAGAUGGCGGUUGUGCGAUUCAUAUGCAUAGCGUUCUUUGCGUUUUCCUUAUUCUUUUUGGCAUCUGGAAACAGAAACCAAAUAGCUCUAAAAGAUGGCGGAUACGAAAACCUACUAAUUGCAAUUACCAAAGAAGAAAAAGAAGAUAAGGGACUAAUUGACAAUAUAAAGGAAAUCUUCACAGACGGCUCGUCAUUCCUUUUCAAAGCUACGGGACGUAGAGUUUAUUGGAAGACAAUAACGAUACUUGUACCUCAGUCAUGGCCUCAUCUCGCGGAGUAUGAACCAGCAAAAACAGAAACCUUCGACAGAACAAAUGUCCGCAUAGCUAAAGGAGAAUCACCAAGCCCGUAUGCACGCCUUACUGAAGGAUGUGGUAAACAGGGACAGUAUAUCAACUUAACGCCGCAGUACGUGCGAGAUAAAACAUAUGCUGUGAAAGGAUGGGGUCCUAGAGAUAAGUUAAUAGUACAUGAAUGGGCACAUUUCCGAUGGGGUGUUUUUGAUGAGUACCCAUAUGAAAACGACGAUAAAUUUGUUGUGAGCAAAAAGAAGAUCGAAGCGACACGCUGCACAAAGUCAGUUAGUGGUGUUUAUAGAGACUAUUCAAGAUCGGAUAGGAAAUGUCAAUUAGACCCGAAAACCGGAGUGUACACCAAAAGUUGUAAGUUCGAAGAUGACAAUUCACAGACGCAAAGAGCUGAGACUUCAAUAAUGUACAAACAGUUUUUACCUUCGAUAAACUUUUUUUGCAAUGGAAAUGAAGUUAAUCCUGAUAAACGUCAUUUUGCGGAAGCACCUAAUCGGCAUAAUAGGCUUUGUAAGGGGAAAAGUAUUUGGGAUGUAAUGCUGGGUACAGAUGAUUUCAAAAACAGUAAUAACCCACCGAGAACAGUUAGUACCACAACGCCAACGUUUCGAAUUGUUCAAGCUACAACAGCACGACGCGUUGUACUGGUCCUUGAUACCUCAGGGAGUAUGGAGGGUGAUCCUUUAAUGAAACUUCGUCAAGCUACAACUCACUAUCUUGAGUCCACCAUUUAUAUUGGUAGCUACGUUGCCAUUGUUGGGUUUUCUUCAUCUGCUUACCAGCUUGCACCGCUUACACUUGUGGCUGAUGACAAUUCUCGAGCACGACUUACCGGGGCAUUGCCUUCAAAUGCUAAUGGCCGUACAAGUAUUGCUUCAGGUGUUCGUAUGGGAAUACAGAUUUUAUCUUCAAAUGGACAAUCAUCAAAUGGUGGAUAUCUACUUGUAGUAAGUGAUGGGAAGGACACUUCAGUUCCUAGCGUGUUUGACGAAGUCGUAUCUUCUGGCGUAAUUAUUGAUACCAUAGCAAUAACCGAAGAUGCAGACAAUAUCCUGUCAGAGUUGUCCUCAAUAUCUGGGGGGCGUACAAGUUUCUAUUCAGGAUCGGAUAGUAUAACUGUCCUAAUUGAUUCACUAACAGCAACAAUCACAGAUCGACCUGACCAAACCAAUGAAGCGUUAGCCAUCACGAUCUAUAGUGAAGCACUGACCAUCGAUGACACUUCUGACACCGCUACAAGUGAUUGUUUUAUUGACACAGCUGUUGGAGUCGAUACAAUAUUUUUUUUUGCCUGGCUUGAUAAUCCUAUACAAGUCGUCCUACAUAGUCCAGAUGGACACAUUUUCAACAAAACCAGUGUAGAGUACAAUUUAAACAGCGCUGAUGAAAUCAUAACAAUUCGUAUAAAUGGGCGUGCUGUUGUAAUGUCAAACCACGUUGACGUUGCAAUAGAUCGUCUGCAACCAUCACGGAUUAUAGAUCUAAAAGUUAUUGAAGUUUCGUAUCAACAACAGAGUGUAACUUUACAAUGGACUGCAGUCGGUGAUGAUUUUGAUAAAGGAUCAGCUACUGAAUACGAUCUUCGAUUCGCCGAAACAUUUGAAGAGAUUUUUACAAACUUUUCCAGUGCAAAUCUAUUAACACAAGAUGACGUCAUUUCUGGAAACUUGUUGAUGAUCAAACAGUCUGGACUACUAGAAGAAGUUAAAGUUCGACUACCAAAGCGUGGAGCUGAAGUUUCAUAUUAUUUUGGUGUUAUGGCAAUCGACGAGGCUAACAAUACCGGUGGGCUAUCCAACAUUGUUUCUGCAAAUUUGGAAUAUAUUCCUCCUCUUGAACAAGAUUCCAAUGGGAUAAAUGUAUUGGUAUUGAUUGUGGUGGCAAUCGGUGUUGCAGGCUUCUUGAUGUUUACGUUGAUCGGCCUAUAUAUAAAACAUACAAGGCGAUCUACAACUGGGUCUAAUGACAGAGGACCUGCCCAUGUAAACCCUGCUUACGCCUAAUUCAAUAAAACUUGAUUAAUUAAAUCUUUAUAAUCAUUUUUGAAAAAGUUAUUAAGUUUUAAUAAUCGAUCAUUAUGGUUGGACGUGGUUUAAAGAACGAACGCCAAACAAACUAUUCAAGUAUUAUAGUUGAUAGAUAUAAUAUAAGAUGAUUAAAAAUACGAUAGAAUACCGUAACUUUUGAAUAGAAAAAAAAAAUGAUUUCAUCUGAAAUAUAUAAUCAAUAUGUAUUAGGACUCUACCGCUUCAGUUCAAUUAUGAAUGUAUUAACUAUCUUGUGAGCAGGUCUGGAUUGUUCAAAACAAAUUCAGAUGUGUCUCAUCAAAUAUUCGUUGUGUAUUACCUAUCAUCCUGAGAAAAUACGUGAAUUACCAGAAAGUAUACCUGCUUGGCCUCAUACGUAAAUCAAUCUGGCACAUGACCUAUACAAUCCAGAAAAUUUUAUUAUCGGGGUUUAUGUAUUAAAUUGUAUUGUUGAAAUAGAAAAAAUAUACAGUCUGUUAUGAAACAUGAAACAGUUCAUUUAAAAAUAUUAUCUUGCAAUACUACAAUAGUAAAAAGUUUUUACAGUUUUAAUACACAAGCUAUUUAAUCUAUGGGCCGAUAAAAAAAAAUGGUAUGUGUGUAUUCUUAAUUUAAUGAAUAAUUAGGUAUUAUUCUGCUUAAAUACACAAUCGUAAAUACUACUUAAUAUUGUAAUUGGUACUGUUAGGUCUAUAUAUUACAAAAGCUAAAAAAAUUUAUGAAUAUAGGCGACUGUAAAUGAAUGUUUGAACAAAGAUCCGGCAGAAGCGGUCGAAUGUCAUUAUACAGAUUAGGACAGCAAUCGAACAAAUACUGUACAGUGUUUUCUAUGGUUUGGCUUAUGUUACCAUUUGUAUCUGUAAUAUUAUAUCAUAUUUCAUAUUUUAUACAAUGACGUAUAGGCUAUGAUAUUGUAAGCAGGGGCAGAGAGGUACAGAUAUCUGCUCCUUGUUGUAACUGUAAUUGUGAGUAGGCAUGCAUAAUAUAUGUUAUUAGUGUCCACGGCACGAAGUCAACCGAUUCUACCUAAAUGAUCAGUUUUGGUGACAAAUAAAAUGCUGAUACACUUCUAUACUGGUACCAACACCAGUCAUCAAUCAUUUGAUCAAAAUCCCCUAAUCUAAUCAGGUUUGUUGACACUAUACUGUCAUGACUGUCACCGAAACUGAUACUCAUCAGAUCAUUUAGGUAGAAUCGGGUGACAAAGUGAUUAUAAACGCAUUGAAAGCAAUUAGAUAAUGUGUUAGUUAAGCAUGUUGGUAGUGAACUUCUUCCUUUAGAACAUAUAACAUGUAAAAUGAUUACAUCGUUAUUGAAUUUUAUGGAUAAUACAAUUAUAAAAUCUAUCUAUCGAAAA
Anneissia japonica is the source of this 4051-nucleotide messenger RNA. Its product is annotated as calcium-activated chloride channel regulator 1-like. The record is from RefSeq and is a predicted model, not a curated record. The coding region runs from base 361 to 2670 and encodes 769 amino acids. NCBI's taxonomy places the organism in Eukaryota, Metazoa, Echinodermata, Crinoidea, Comatulida, Comatulidae. The transcript has 9 exons.